Molecule: messenger RNA, 681 nt
Organism: Malassezia globosa CBS 7966
Lineage: Eukaryota; Fungi; Basidiomycota; Malasseziomycetes; Malasseziales; Malasseziaceae
Exons: 2
Coding region: 1-681 (226 amino acids)
Biological process (GO): double-strand break repair via homologous recombination
Cellular component (GO): Smc5-Smc6 complex; nucleus
Molecular function (GO): ubiquitin-protein transferase activity
Source: RefSeq, a predicted model, not a curated record
AUGUACAGGCACUUGGCUGAACACUUGGGGCACGAAGACAAGUGGGACGAGGAUCUCGAAGCCAUGCAACACAGCUUGCAACCAUUAGGAUUUGAAGUGCGAUCGUGCCAUGAUGAAAGAAGUGGCAUAGUCUUUCUUGUGCUGAUAAACACGAAAUCCGACGCGCUUGCUCAAGUCGCUACGCCGUACACAGCCUCUGAGCUGCAAUACAUCAAGACCCUCAUCCACGCGAUUUUUCAUGCCAAUGAUAAUCAGUAUGCACUGUCUUCGACGCAGGCAUUGCAGCUUGCAAUGCAAUCGCAACCUGUGCCACUGACGAAACAUGCAGCCUCACAGCUGCUUGAGAAUCUCGAACGACGCGGAUGGCUCCACCUCUCGCGGACAAUUGGUGCAUAUUCUCUAACUCUGCGUGCCUUGCAUGAACUAGACACGUACAUCCGAACUGAGUUGGAGGACUGUGUGCUGGAAUGUCUCACAUGUUACGCUAUCGUAACCCAAGGCGAACGGUGUUCCACGCCGGCGUGCCGUGGUGCCGUGCAUACAUCAUGUGUUGACGCGUAUCGAGCCGGCCAUGCGACGUGCACAGUCUGCGGCCAAGCGUGGCAGACCGUGCCAGUUGGCGUCAUCAGCACCAGCACUAGGGACGAAACUACUCCAAUACCAGAGGAACCAGUUGAAUGA